This is a messenger RNA of Harmonia axyridis, 2346 nucleotides long. It is a transcript of the gene CARPB, whose product is annotated as carbonic anhydrase-related protein 10. NCBI's taxonomy places the organism in Eukaryota, Metazoa, Arthropoda, Insecta, Coleoptera, Coccinellidae. Gene Ontology annotation, molecular function: zinc ion binding; carbonate dehydratase activity. The record is from RefSeq and is a predicted model, not a curated record. The transcript has 10 exons. The coding region runs from base 254 to 1213 and encodes 319 amino acids.
CGGACGUCGCGACGGCCAAACGUCGGGUAGUCGGUCUUGAGCCUCACGCGGUUCCUCACGUGGUCAUUUCGGAGUUCGUUAUCGUUGUAUACUAUAGAUUUGGAUUUGGAUGUUGCUAGGACUCAACUCAUAGAAAAUGAAGGGGGCGUGUGGCCUGAUGUCAUCCGUAUUAUUCUAGGACCGUUAAUUGGUUUUUAAUGACUGAUUCCCCAUUGAGAUGCACUGAGCGAGACGACUUUUAAAUUCCUUCAAAAUGUUGCAAGGUUUAUUGACGGGAGUUCUGGCGCUCAACUUCCUCCUCUAUCCAGGAAGUCUGGCUGUCAGCUGGGAGGAUUGGUGGACCUACGACGGCAUUUCAGGUCCGGCAUUCUGGGGGCUAAUCAACCCGGAAUGGUCACUGUGCAACAAGGGCCGACGACAAUCUCCGGUUAAUCUGGAACCCAAUAAACUCCUUUUCGACCCCAACCUUAGGCCUUUGCACAUCGAUAAACAUAGGGUGAGCGGCACCAUUUCCAACACCGGUCAUAGUGUGAUAUUUACAGUGGACAAUGACACCCGUCAUCACAUAAACGUGACUGGUGGCCCACUCUCCUAUAAAUAUCAAUUUCAAGAAAUCCAUAUCCAUUACGGCCUCCACGACCAGUUCGGAUCGGAGCAUUCCAUAAACGGAUACGCCUUUCCGGCUGAGAUACAAAUUUUCGGCUUCAACUCUCAACUCUAUACAAACUUCUCAGACGCCCUGCACAGAGCUCAGGGGAUAGUGGUGGUGGCCCUACUGCUCCAGCUCGGUGAUUUAUCAAAUGCAGAGCUGCGGAUGCUGACAGAUCAGUUGGACAGGAUACGAUAUGGAGGCGAGGAGAGCGAGGUGAAGAGGAUAUCGGUGAGGGGACUCCUGCCCGAAACGGAAUAUUACAUGACAUAUGACGGAUCCACUACGAUGCCGGCCUGUCACGAGACAGUAACAUGGCUCAUCCUGAACAAGCCUAUUUACAUCACGAAGCAACAGAUGCACGCGCUGAGGAAGCUGAUGCAGGGGGACGUCAAACACCAGAAAGCACCCUUGGGGAAUAACUUCCGACCACCCCAACCCCUACACCAUCGCCCCGUGAGGACAAAUAUUGACUUUAACAUCAAGCGUAGUGAGCUGGGAAAACAGUGCCCCAGUAUGUACAAAGACGUGUAUUAUAAGGCAAACAGCUGGAAGCAACACUAAUGACAGCAGUGUAUUGGAAUUCGAAAAGACAUUUAGUGAAUUGGCAGACUGAUAGUGCUACGAUAAAUAAUGAAGAAAAUAAGACAUAUCAUAUUUUGCAACAGAUAUAAAUAUGUUCUUGACUGAAUUUUCCUUUGAUGUUGCAACCGAAGAUAUGCCUGUAUCAAUAAGAAUAUUUUAGACAUGUUUUCAUGUUGCAAUCUAGAUUGAGUUUCCAGCGGGAUAAUUCUCGAACAUACAGUGUUACCCUAUAUCGCCAGGCAAUUUUCGUGAUCAAUAUACCAUUUUCUUUCAUUUCAAGAUCAACGGGCGGGUCAUACGUUACUUAUUAUCUUCUGAUUAACAUAACAUACUAGUUUGAGCCAUGGGCUGAUUUAGAGGCAUCAGUCAGAUACAAGGAGCCGUUUUUCCUGCCAUAUGCUUCAAAUUUCACGAGAACCCGAUUAUACUAUGAGAUUCAUAAUGAAUCCAAAACUGAACUGAAAUCAUGAUAGUCACCACAAUGAAAUAACCUUACAUCAUUUUCAGCAAACUUUAAAUCGUUGAGAGAAAACAUUUCCCACGAAAUAUUUCUGGCAAUAUUGAUAAUCAAUUGUCGAUUUAGCAAUGUAACCGUGUACUUACCUCAAACACCUGUUAUCUCCAAAUUGGCUCACGGCUCAAACUAAUUCACUUUAAAGCUUAAUACUUCAAUCGGACAAUAAGUAAUGACUUGCUGCCCUGGGAUCUUGCUCUAUUCCAUUGAUUUAUACUUUUAGAAAUUAAAUUCUUCCAGACACAGUUCUGCAUAUCCCAAUACUCAAAAUAUUCGAAUAUCAAUUCAGUACAAAGCUAAAUAUCAUUUUAUCAACAUUCCUGCUAUUUUUGGAAUAGGAAUUUAUUCUUCCAAUUUUUUUCGACCAAAUCUAUGAGACGUUUUUGGUAUUGAGAUGUGCUAAGCUUUGUGUAUGUUGAAGGAGAAAUAGUUGACAAUUGCUUCUCAAAAGCUACAUUUUGUAUUGGACAUUGCUUUAAAAAAUGUAUUAGAGGAAAAUUAUCGACAAUGUAAAUUGAGGCUUAAUAGUGAAAUUAUUAUUAUUUGUAUAAAUGUUUAUAUAUGUUGACGUUAUUUUCGAAUAUAAGGAGUUUUAUAC